CCUUUCCUCUGUCUCUCCUUUUCUCUUUCUUCAAAGUUCGUGCACAGAAAACAAUGAGAGGACUCUCCAGAAACUCCGGCACGGCGGCGAUUUUCGCGAUCUUUGUAAUCCUAGCCGUCCAGUACUGGUCCGUAGCCGCCGUCUCUCCUCAGUCCCUCGACUUCCCUCCGUUCGAGACAGAGUGCCGCGGCACCAUCGCUGAGUGCUCCGUCUCCGCCGCGCUUGAGGACGAAAGAGAUCUCUUCUACGGCGGAGGGAUGGGAGCUGAGUUCGAGAUGGACUCGGAGAUCAACCGGCGCAUGUUAGUCAACAGGAGGUACAUCAGCUACGGUGCGCUGAGGAGAAACACUGUUCCAUGCUCAAGACGCGGCGCGUCUUACUACAACUGCCGACGUGGCGCUCAGGCAAACCCUUACUCUCGCGGCUGCAGCGCCAUCACCCGAUGUCGGCGAUAAAUAUGUAAUUUGUAAUUUCCUCGGAGUUCCAUUUAUAUAUGAUUUGUCCGAAUUUUCGUAGUUCAUUGCUAUUUCAUACACAUUUUAUAAACUAUAUAUGUAAAUUUAUCUGGGAAUAAUCUGUAUUGUCGAUAUGUAAGAGUUUGUUACAUAAAAAAAAAAAAGAGUUUGAUACAUAAACCCGGAAAAUAAAAUAUGGAAUAAAUGAGAUAAUUACAUUGGAGUGAGUUUUUAGGUCUAGUGGUUUCUAUACAUCAUUUUAGCAUUAAAAAUGAGAUAAUUACAUUGUAAUCAAUAGUAUCAACCGUGAUAAAACGAAUGUGUUGAGCUAGAAAUAUAGUUAAUUGGAAUAUUGAUAGGCAGGUAAUGCGUAUUAUUUAAUGAAAUAUUGUAUUAUAUGCAACAUGCAUGUGCUAAAGAAAUAUUUAUGUAUAAAUAUUGAUGAAGAAUAAAAGGGACGAUUUUGAUAAAAAAUAAAAAAAUAAAAAAAAAUAAAAAAAUAAAAGGGACGAUAAUAUGAUUUGGUUGGGAGCCAGCUAAAGCCAGCUUCACUUGUAUCCCUUUCGGCAAAGCCGCAGAGUCACACACGUAACUUAUAAUAACUUUUGUUUUGUGCACACAUCAGAAAAUAAAUAUAGUUAAUCUAUUAUAGUCCAAAUAAAAUAUAUAAUGAAUUUACUAUUGUGAAAACUUGUUGUCACUUGUCACGAGAACUCCAACGUUUAAACACAUGAG
Molecule: messenger RNA, 1190 nt
Organism: Eruca vesicaria subsp. sativa (arugula)
Lineage: Eukaryota; Viridiplantae; Streptophyta; Magnoliopsida; Brassicales; Brassicaceae
Source: the annotation of a GenBank genome assembly